Messenger RNA from Lates calcarifer (barramundi perch), 5108 nucleotides. RefSeq names its product retinoblastoma 1 (gene rb1). Gene Ontology annotation, cellular component: Rb-E2F complex; chromatin; nucleus. The transcript is spliced from 27 exons. NCBI's taxonomy places the organism in Eukaryota, Metazoa, Chordata, Actinopteri, Centropomidae. Bases 389 to 3130 code for a protein of 913 amino acids. The record is from RefSeq and is a predicted model, not a curated record. Gene Ontology annotation, biological process: cell differentiation; neuron projection development; negative regulation of G1/S transition of mitotic cell cycle. Gene Ontology annotation, molecular function: RNA polymerase II transcription regulatory region sequence-specific DNA binding.
CCGGCAAGGCACACUGCGCCCAGCCUAUCGUCGCCGGGAGCUUAAGAUGCAUAUAAAGAUAUAAGCGGGUUAUUCACCGAUACAGUUGACCGCACUCGGCUUAAACAGAGAUAAACGGUCACAAAAAACUAAUGAAGACGUUCAUAUUCACGGGAUUGUGAGCGCUGACCGUGGAGGGCUUCGAACAGCCGGCACCGGCAGCCCGCCGGGCAACGCCGAGUCGUAAAUCGAACAUCCACGCCUUUCAGGAAGUCAGUGGGGUUUUGUUGUAUUGUUGCUACGGAACUCGUGGAGUGGGCUUUAAACUUAGUAAACAGUAUUUGCCGCCUGUAAAACAUAGUUUUAUUUUUAAUUUUUAUAUUGGUCAGUUAGCUGUCCGUAUACCACGAUGCCACCUAAAAAGCGCAACUCUGGGACGACACAGAGCAAAGGUCUGAAGCCCAGUACUGAAAGUGCCCCUCCAGACAAGAAGGAGAGUCCAGAGUUAUCUCUUAAAAAACACAGAGACAAGGAUGCUGAGUUUGUGACCCUGUGCAAGAGCCUUCACGUCACAGACUUGGUGUGUGACCGUGCCUGGACCCUGUGGAAAAAUGUUCAAGAGUCCAUGGAUGAAGUCACUGACAGUCAGAAAAGGCUUUGGGGUGCUUGCCUGUUUGUGAUUGAGACAGACAUGGAUGUCGCCUGUUUCACCUUAACUCAGGUUCUGAAAGCAGUCAGUCUGAAUGUUAAGCAGUUUAUGGCACUGGUGAGGAAGUUGGAUGUGAACAUGGAUACAAUCAGCACCAAGGUAAAUUCAGCACUGACGCGACUGGAGAAGAAGUAUGAUGUGACACUGGCUCUCUACCAGAGGUUUGAGAAGACUUGCAAGAAAAUCUUUGCUUUGGUUUCCGAUGGGAAGGAGAGGGAGAUCAUGCGGAGCUGCUGGACAAUGUUUCUUUUGGCCAAAGGAAGGGUUUUGCAGAUGGAGGAUGACCUGGUCAUAUCAUUCCAGCUGCUGCUUUGUACGCUGGAGUUAUUCAUCAAGCGCUGCCCUCCAGACCUUCUGCAGCCUCUUUACAAAUCAGCCAUCAGUAAAGUCCAGAGCCCCCCAACACGAGCGUCUCGUCGUAACCAGAGCAAAGCCAAAUCCCGACCUCCUGAGCCAGAAGUGGAUGUGCAGCUUCUGGAAACCUUGUGCAAAGAGAAUGAAUGCAAUGCAGAAGAGGUGAAGAAUGUGUACCAGACCAGCUUCUCUGCUUUCCUGGACUCACUGGAUCUCUCUAGAUCCCAAGAUUUUCCUCAGGUGAAUGACUUUGACCAACAAUAUGAAGAACACUACCUCAAGAGCAGAGACAUUGAUGGACGGCUGUUUUUUGAUGGAGAUGAGACUGUUCUUGUGCCUAAAGUCGAAAUAUCACAGGUGGAGAGAACGCCAAAGAAGAACCUGCCAGAUGAAGACACUGCACUCAUCCCUCCACAGACUCCAAUCAGAGCUGCCAUGACCUCCAUUCAGCAGUUGAGGGGCGAUCUCAUCUCGACUGGGGACCAGCCAUCCACUAAUCUGGCCACAUAUUUCAAAAAUUGCACUGUGGACCCAACGCAGGAUGUGGUCAAACGGUUGGAGACUCUCGGACAGACGUUCAGCCAAAGAUUUGGUCAGGCAGUUGGCCCACGCUGUGUAAUACUUGGCAAACAGAGAUUUACCCUCGGUGUCAGACUAUAUUACAAAGUCAUGGAAGCAAUGUUGGAAUCGGAAGAGAAGCGACUGUCUGUGCAAAAUUUCAGUAAACUCCUCAAUGACUCCACAUUCCACACAUCACUGUUGGCCUGCGCUUUGGAGGUGGUCAUGGCAACAUAUGGAGAGAGCAGUUUUAAGGCUGGAGGAUACAGCCAUGGAGGUGGUGGUGGUGACACAGCUGAGACUGAUGUGUGCUUCCCCUGGAUACUGGAUGUGUUCAGCCUCGCCGCCUUCGAUUUUUACAAAGUCAUCGAGAGCUUCAUCAAGGCUGACCCCACUCUGAGCAAAGAUAUCGUCAAACAUCUGGAGACGUGUGAGAACCUCAUCAUGGAGAGGAUUGCAUGGAGGACGGGCUCCCCGCUGUUUGAACUGCUGAAACAGGAGCAUGAGGGUGGAGCGGCUGAACAGGUGGAGACCCCGGCCAGUUUCAGCCAACCACUGCAGCACAACCACACUGCAGCUGAUCUGUAUCUGUCCCCCAUGCGCCCUGGUCUUCGUGUCUUGCCCCAUGAGUCCACAGCCACAGCCUCUUCUCAAGCUUCCUCUCAGGCUCCGGCCCAGCCUGCUAGUCAGACUCCACGACACCGAAAGUCCAACUCUCUCAGUCUCUUCUAUAAAAAGUUGUACCGCCUGGCCUAUACAAGGCUGAAGAUGCUCUGCUCCUACCUGCUGUCCUCCCACCCUGAACUGGAGCCCAUCAUAUGGACACUCUUCCAGCACACUUUGCAGCACGAGUAUGAGCUGAUGAGAGACCGCCAUCUCGACCAGUUGAUGAUGUCAGCCAUGUAUGCCAUAUGUAAAGUGAAGAGUGUUGACCUGCGCUUCAAGACCAUUGUCACAGCAUACAAGAACAUGCCCAACACUAACCAGGAGACCUUUAAGCAUGUGUUGAUCACUGAGGGCCACUAUGACUCCAUCAUUGUCUUCUACAACCAAGUGUUCAUGCAGAGGCUGAAAACCAACAUCCUGCAGUAUGCAUCUACCAGGCCGCCUACCCUCUCUCCAAUCCCACAAAUACCACGCAGCCCCUACAAGUUCCCUAACUCACCUCUGCGCGUGCCUGGCAGCAACAACGUGUACAUCUCCCCCCUCAAAAGCCCACGCAUGUCCCCGGGUAUCAUGACUCCUCGCACCAGAAUGCUGGUAUCGAUCGGUGAAUCGUUUGGGCUGUCCGGUCGGUUCCAGAAGAUCAACCAGAUGGUCAACAGCAGCUCAUGUAAGAGGGCUCUGGAUCUUGGCCCCUCUCCAAAGCCUCUGAAGAGAUUGCGAUUCGAUGGUGAUGGACAGGAUGAAGCUGAUGGCAGCAAAUCUGGUGGAGAUUCCACACUGAUACAGAAGCUUGCAGAGAUGAGUUCCACUCGCAGUCGUAUGCAGGAGCAGAAGAUGAAGGAAGAGGAAGCAAAAAAAGAGUAACUCUAAACCCUACUGAACUGACCUGCACUGUUUGUCACAACGUGAACACUAGCUUUUGUUCACACAGAAAAUGAAACAUAAGUUUCUCAGUUUCUCUGUACAUUUAGCAUUGGAUUUUAGUUUUAGUAUUUAACUUUGUGUUUGAGGAGUAAUAUGUGAAUAUGGAGGACUUUCUCCUCUCUUUUCCUUUUUUGUUGAUGCUUUAACUGAGUGUUUUAACUGAAUAAUGAUUGACUUCAUUGAAUUUGAUUUGAAUUUGACUUAUUGGAGAUUAAGUAUGUUUGUUUUUUUUAAAAAAAGGUAUUAAUUUGUGGAUGUUGUAAGAAAUCAAUGUUUUCACUCUCAAGACUGUUCUCAUUUGUCAAAAGCUUUGUAAGGACACUGCUGGUUUUCUUGUUGUCACCAGUUGGUUGAGUCGUAACCAUCGUCGGGACCUUCACAUGCUGACCUUUUUCUUUUUGACAGAGUCAUUUCAGAUUUUUAUUUUUCAAUCAUGAUGCAACAUUUUUAGUGUUAAAUCAUGAUUACCCUCCUCAAAAAAGAGUAAAAGUCAGCCUCAGAAGGAAAUUCCUUUUGGAUAUCAUACUUGAACUUGUUUAACAUCUUAAGAAAGUUUCAUUUGUGCCAUAAAAUGAGAACUAUGAAACAAUCAAAUAUCAUCUAAAGGAAAAUCAGACAUAAUUUGCACUCAACCAAAAUUCAUUAUUAUGUAGUAGUUUUGUUACAGAUGAUGUUUCUCUCUGGUGUAGUGUAUAAUUUUGUAGUAACUUCUGCUUUAUUUUUGGGUGGUAAAAAUACUUCAUACAUCAAUUGCAAACUCCUAAUGUGUUUCAACUGAAGGAUUUUUUUUAUGUUUGCAGUCACAAUUUUCUACAGAUAAGUUAGUAAAUUUUAGGUUUUGAAAAUGGGUGUUGGAGGAUUUGGUGAAAUAUUGCUAAAAUGUCAACUACCAGAGUUUUUAAAUUAAAAUGUGUUUAUAUUGUACUUUAUUGAAGUAGCUCGUUUACAUAGUAAAUAUUUCUUUUGAAAAUAUAAUUUUGUUUUUGUUCUUUUUUGCAUGGAGGUCAUUAUAUGUUUUUCUCUUUUUUGCUAAUAGGUUGCUAUGAAUGUAAUGUUGAUUUUCUGCAGCCAGCAGUAGCCAAAGCCCGUUUGGAGUAAGUGACCAUCUAAUGGCCUGAAGAACGUUUAACUGUUUUCUGGUCUUAUUUUGGUUUGUGUUUUUUCUUGAUACACCGACAGUGUUGUUAGAUUUCUCUGAUUGUUAUCUGUCAGAAAGUAUUUUUAAUUUCUUUCCAGCUUCUCACAAAAUAGAUUUUUAAAAAUUUCCUGUUGUGUUGGCUAAACUUUGGAGAAAUAUGAUUUGAGUAUUUGUUAUGGAAAAAGAUGCCACACUCUCUUUAUCAAGCUGUAUUGUCCAGAACACUGUUUCACAAAACAAUGUCAAAGCUAAGAUGAUUGUAACAUCCAUUUUAGGAACCCCAACUUAACACACCAACACUUUCAACCUUUCAAUCAUCCAUUAUCAGGAAACUGAACCCAUAUGAAUGACAGUUUAUCUCAUCUCACAGUUCUGAUUUUCCAUCACAUUCUUCUUAGACAGAAAAUAGAUUUUGGAAUUGUAUUUUAUUACCUCCUGCGCCAUCAAAAGAAUUGCAGUCAUGUCAGAGACCUCAUCUUAAGGUCCAACAUGGUCCUUUCCCUCCCUCUGCUGUGGAAAAAAUGUGUUUACAGCUGCAGCCUGUCGGGGUUCAUUUCUGAACAAGAUUAAUGUUCAAUAAGAUAACUGACAAAUCAAUUAAUUCAUAAAUUCAAUUAUCAAUAUCAUCAAUUAUUAUGAUCCCCUUCACUGUGGUUGACUGAAAUAACUGACAUUUGUUAAAUGUAAAAUGUAUUAGGUCUUUGGUGAGUCCUGCGUCAUUAACCGUCAUGUUGUCACACAUUUAACACUAAAAGAAAUACACAUUUGUACUUUACAAGA